Messenger RNA from Mycosarcoma maydis (corn smut), 648 nucleotides. RefSeq names its product ADP-ribose diphosphatase. NCBI's taxonomy places the organism in Eukaryota, Fungi, Basidiomycota, Ustilaginomycetes, Ustilaginales. The record is from RefSeq and is a predicted model, not a curated record. The transcript has a single exon. Gene Ontology annotation, molecular function: ADP-ribose diphosphatase activity. The coding region runs from base 1 to 648 and encodes 215 amino acids. Gene Ontology annotation, cellular component: nucleus. Gene Ontology annotation, biological process: nucleoside phosphate metabolic process; ribose phosphate metabolic process.
AUGUCUUCACAGAGCGCUAAAGUAGUUAAGGUGACUCCUCUGGAAGACUCAGAUGCCAAAUGGGUCGGUUUACGCGCGAUCGAGUGGGUUGACCCUACGGGCAAGCAACGCAAGUGGGAGUCUGCGGACCGCAAGACGCGCAAAGGCGACGUCGACGCUGUUGCAAUCAUGACCAUCAUUCACCGUCCCUCGCACGAACCACAUCUGUUGCUCAUCUCGCAAUAUCGACCACCUGUGGGCAAGAGUUGCAUCGAGAUGCCUGCUGGUCUCAUCGACGCUGGUGAGGAAGGCGACGAGGGGACCAAUCGUGCAGCACUGCGAGAGUUGGAAGAGGAAACUGGCUAUGGAACGGAAAAGGAAGGCGGCAAGGUCAAGAUCGAAGAGACGACUCCGGCCAUGCACAACGAUCCUGGUCUCACCGGCGCCAACAUGAAGCUGGUGGUGGUCAACAUUGAAUUGAGCGAUGAUGCGGCUGAGCCAGUGGCCAAGCCUGAGGAGGGAGAAUUCAUCGAAAAGUACUUGGUGCCUGUUAAAGGGCUUUAUCAGAGUCUUAAGGAUUUUCAAUCUAGAGGCUUCGCUGUCGACGCCCGUCUAGCACAUCUGGCCAUCGGCCUUGAAGUGGGUGCUGGAAACAUGGGCCGUUUGUAG